This is a messenger RNA of Dissoconium aciculare CBS 342.82, 1257 nucleotides long. RefSeq lists its product as uncharacterized. Bases 130 to 1257 code for a protein of 375 amino acids. The transcript has 2 exons. Lineage: Eukaryota; Fungi; Ascomycota; Dothideomycetes; Mycosphaerellales; Dissoconiaceae. Gene Ontology annotation, cellular component: mitochondrion. Gene Ontology annotation, molecular function: (3R)-hydroxyacyl-[acyl-carrier-protein] dehydratase activity. The record is from RefSeq and is a predicted model, not a curated record.
AGAGUUGAAAGAUGGUCAAGCACAGGUUGCAGAGCUGCUCUUAAUAUCCGUACAUGAGAAUCGACCAACGAGGACGACAAAGCAUGAUUCCAAGCAUUCACCGGGCCAUCGGCAUGAGCAGCGUCAGCAAUGCUCCAGCUGCGAACCUUGGCACUUGGCGAGAUCUGCGUGGAGUACUCGUCGAGAGUGGAAGAUCAAUGUGCUUACAUUUAUGCUCCUGGUGUCUCAUCCUUUGUAGAGAUCACAACACUUUCGGAUUUUCUCCCCGACUCUUCGCCACCAUCGCUCCCCACCCCCAGCGUCCUUGCGCGACGACUCCCGAUCGCGCACCACCUCUGCUACUUUGAACCAACACUUCGCGCGCAAGCGCUUCUCCCAGAUGGCACAUUACCGGAUCAGAGUCCCGGCGAGCCUUUCGUUCGACGUAUGUGGGCCGGAGCCCGCGUGCAAUGGAACCCGGAUGAGCCGCUCCUAAUGGACGGUUCCCGUGCCGUAUGCGCCGAGUUCAUCCGCUCCGCAACCAUCAAGGGCAAUGCGCCGGACGAGAAAGUCUUCGUCGAAGUCGAGCGCCGCAUUGCGAAGGCGACAGAAAGCGAACUCCAGCAAAGCGCCAAGAUCGCCAGUGAAUCCCUCUCGGGCAACGCCGACUCACAUCUCCUGACCAACCUUCAACACCGUGUGCGCCAACGGCUCUGGCGCGACCGCGGGGAAGACUUCGGACCGAGUUCCAUCGUUGAGACACGCAAUAUCGUCUUCAUGCGGGCAAACGCGAGCCCGAAGACCUCUCCCGACGCAUCAGAUCCCAGCUCUCCGCCACCGCGGCAAUUACCCAAGCCCCAGCAUACACCGACAUAUACCCACACUCUCACGCCAACGCCCCAACUCCUCUUCCGCUUCUCCGCGCUGACUUUCAACGGCCACGCGAUCCACCUGGACCCGCGGUACGCCCAAGAGAUCGAGGGCCACAAGGACCUCCUCGUGCACGGGCCGCUGACGUUCGUUUUCAUGAGCACGCUGCUGCAGCGACAUCUGGACUCGGAAGCCAACAAUCCAUCAAAACUUCAACAAGGGGAGGGAGAAGAGGAUAUCAUCACGAACAUGUCCUACCGCAACCUCGCGCCACUAUAUAUCGGGGAGGACAUCACUUUCCAAGGUGCGAGGAUUGGGGAGGGGAAGUGGGAGGUCUGGGCGUUGAAGAAGGAAGGUGGCAUGGCGGUCAGAGGGACUGUGAAGACGGAACGGAGGAGACGGAGGUAA